Cephus cinctus (wheat stem sawfly) is the source of this 3201-nucleotide messenger RNA. It is a transcript of the gene Polr3E, whose product is annotated as DNA-directed RNA polymerase III subunit RPC5. The record is from RefSeq and is a predicted model, not a curated record. Gene Ontology annotation, biological process: DNA-templated transcription. Bases 1272 to 2786 code for a protein of 504 amino acids. Gene Ontology annotation, cellular component: nucleus; RNA polymerase III complex. Lineage: Eukaryota; Metazoa; Arthropoda; Insecta; Hymenoptera; Cephidae. The transcript is spliced from 8 exons.
GACAAAACACGGACACCUAAAGGAGUCAGCGCGGUGACCUAAGGCAGAGCAAUUAACGCAAUAUUGAGACGCGGAUCUGCAAACAUUAUCAGCAUAACCCUCGCCACGAUGAGCACAUCAAGAAAGAGAGAGAUAUAUAUAUAUAGAGAGAGAGAGUGUAGCAGCCUGGCUGCAUCACACGCUGUAUGUACAUAUGUAUAAAUCCUAUCUAGGCUCUAUGAUAUAAAUAGGCCUUAUAAAAACGACACAAAACUAUUUAGCAGAUUCGAAAUAAAAUAAAUGUGCCACUAUUUCAAGUUAUGUUAUGCUGGUCUAGUCCUUCUCGUGUGCACGGCUUUAUCCCAGCUUAAACUUUUUCAGAGACUGUACAGUGUGUGAUACAGACAGACUGCUAUACUCACCUAUAUCCUUGCUAUCUCUCUCUACGCGACUCCCACCAUUGCUGUACGCAUUCCAGUAUGAUUAGAGUUCAGUGACUGUCGUUUCUUUAUACGUCCACGGAGUACCAAUCAUAGUAAAGCAAAAUCCAGCUUGAAUUUUAUUGGUUAUGCGGCGAACUCCCUUCCCUUCAUUUUGGCUUCACUUCCCUUGCUUAAAAUACCAGGUUUGCUCCAUCCCUAUAUUUUUAUAUCUAUGACCUUACCACCUAUAAUCCCUGAAAUGCAUCGGUGUCCCUUUGUAGAUGCUUUCCAGUUACAACUUGCAAUCAACACGUGGUUAGUAAGGUCCGACCGUGUGUUCGACAAUAUUUUUGAGAUAUGAUAUACCUAUCCACAAAAAUGGUAAAAUCUUGUUAUAUUAAGUCGUGUAAGCAAAAGUGGCGGCCCGAUAGCACUAUUUCUUUUCACAGGUAAUGUGAGUUAUAAUAUUAUAAAGAAAAUAUGUAGUCGUGCUUUGUUGUGACCGAAUCUGUUAUCUAUAAAAAAAUAUUCUCUACUCGUUAUUUACCACUUAUUUACGGAUGUUACGUUGUUAUGUAGCCGCCGAAAUUCAUUUAAUGUACCGCGUCAAAAAAAAUUAUGAAAAUUCCUGGUUCAGGACUUCGGACAUCUUUAUACGUCCCUGAAAAAAAAAAGGUCGUCCACUAUAUCGGCAAACUCUCUUGGUUCGUGCUUUUACUACAGUGAGCGCGUGUUCUGUGUGAAUAUGGUUCAGUGAUCUCGCUGGAGUAUUUCGUGUUUAAUUUAAGCGUGGAGCGGCAGCAAGUGAAUGUGAAUUUUUACCUUAUUUAACCAAUUUUAAGCUACAAAAGUAUAGUUAAUACAUAUUAAAUGUCAGAAGCAAAUGAAAUGGAGAAUGAUAGUGAUCCAGUGAUUAGGGAAAUACCAGUAUACCUGUCCAAAACAUUAGCGGAGAAAUUAUUUAUUUUUCAAUACCCAGUACGGCCUGAUCGUGAGGGAUACGAUAAUGCUGUAAUCUUAAAAUCCUCUAUAAAACCUGAAAAUCAAGAAGUCUGUCUCGAGGUAGCUGUUGAUACACAUAGUGCCAAUUAUGAUCAUAGUAAAGGAGAACAGAUUGCUAUCAAUGUUGAUGGAUCCUCAAGACAUGGUACAGAGGACGAAGAAAAAUUAUUUGAUAGCACUCUCAUGGACAAAACAGUCUUAGAAUCCUCCAGAGCUUUACCCGAUUGUUCAAAUUAUGCAGUUGGAGUGUUUCAAGAUGGAGAUUUACAUAUUACACCAUUGAAAGGUGUCAUUCAAUUACGACCGCAAUUUAAUUAUUUAGAUAAAAGUGAUAAACGUGCCAAGGAAGAGGCUAAGAAUACUGGUGAAGAGAUUGUUGAGGAGGAAGAACCAGCCAAACAAGUAAACGUAACGUUUGCACGCCAAGAACCCGAAUAUUUGAAAAAAAUGCGUGAGCAAUCAUUCCAACAUCAGACAAAGAAAAGUUCAGAGGAACAGUGGAUCAAUACGGAUUAUAUACCAGCCACCAACCCCCAGGCCGAGCUGACCCGCUUGGAAAUGUUAUGUACUAACACUGAAGAAUCAGUACACACUCUGAAUAUGAGUUCUCAGGAUUACCUAGGUCUUCUUGCUCCUCCAGCAAAGGAAGAAGAAUAUUCCAAAGCAAAUAUUUCAAAUCAUGUAACAUCCCUCAAUUAUAUUAGAACGUUACCAAUCUUGGAUCAAGUUCGAAUUCUCAUGAAAGAUGCAAAGGUCAUGUCAUUCCUACAAUUAAGGAGUCUUGUAGCACAGGACCAGGAGUCUGCUGUCAUACUGAAGUAUCUUCAACAGGUGGCUGUACUGGUGCAAGGUAACUGGGUCGUAAAUAGUGAACUUAUUUAUCCCAAAGACACCAUAUCCUCACACAGUGGCAUUCCAGCUGAGCUCAUGUGUAGAUCAAGAGAUUACAUUUUAUUAUCAUUUACGGAGCAUGAGUACAUAGAUAGACGUGCUAUAUCAUCAGUGAUAAAAUUGCCAUCAGAAGAGAUUCGUGAGAUAUUUACGAACUUAUCGAAGCAUCAACCAAAAAAAGGUUGGCACUUGAUAUUACCACCGAACAAGGAUUUCAUAGAAAGAUACCCAGAAAUAGUUCAACGACAAAACAUGUUCUGGGAAGCCAAGAGAAAGCAUUUACGUGAGGUUAUGAAGGCACAGAAUCAAGCACCGCAACGUCAAAGACGGAAGUCGAACAGAGAAUCCAUUGGGUCAGAAAAUGAGGAAAGAAACGUUGGUCGAGGUCGAAAAACAUUAAGGGAUUCAUCAGUCUCUGACAACGACAGCGCGACAGAAUCUGUCAAAAACAAAAAGAGCCACAGGUCUAGAAAAGUUUCAGAAACAACGUGACCAAUACCGGCGCAUAGGUAAAUAAUGUAAUUCAAGAUGGCAUCAAUUUUUAAUAUAUUAAUAACGUUUUGUUCAACUUCACCAUCGUAAUUCCUCGAAUCGAUUGUCUCUCGUGAACACUGCCGCAAUACAAAAUCAUCAACUGAAAUAAGCAAAUAAUUUAGAACCGAAUUUUAUAACGAAUAAUCAACAGAUGUUCCUAACUUGGAACUCGAAUUUCCAUAUAGCGUACCUAUACCUCUCAAUACUGAUACUGAUACUAUCUGCAUAAACAAAAUAUUAAAAAAAAACCUAUAUGAACACAAUCACGUCUGAUGCAUGAUUUAUCAGUGACUGAAGUCGUUCCAUGUAUAAUUAUGAGCGCUGAACGUAAGUGUAACGCGCGAGUCGUGUCAGCUUACUAAAAAAAAAAAAA